Molecule: messenger RNA, 1315 nt
Organism: Pisolithus orientalis
Lineage: Eukaryota; Fungi; Basidiomycota; Agaricomycetes; Boletales; Pisolithaceae
Exons: 1
Coding region: 467-1306 (279 amino acids)
Molecular function (GO): protein binding
Source: RefSeq, a predicted model, not a curated record
GCUUUCCUCUUAUGCGAAAAUUAGGAACAUGCAGUGUCGUGGAGUACUGCCGCUGCGUCACGGGGGCAACUAACUAAGAAUUCCCGCUGUUUGGAAUGACUCAGACUGUGGAGCAUCAUUAACAGACAUGCAGAAAUGUGGACCCAUGCUGUUCGUGCGCCGUAGUCUCUGUCUCCCACAGACGUUCAUCGGCCAUUGGUGCAUAUAGCCGCUAAAGUAGCAAGGCUGAAUAGUUUCCUCUCGGCUUUACAACCAACUGUGGGUUCUCUUGCGCUGUUUAUUUAGCCUCGCUGAUUCGGGUAGCAUUCUGCACACUCAAGGUUCCUUAAUAACCCCGUUUCUUUGUCGUUCCCAACGCAUAACGUAUGGUCCCUACCAUUCCUGUUUUAUUGCAGCUGAUUACCGAACUUGGCCUUCAGGCUCAAUCAUUUCCACCGUACAUAUCCUCCUAGUAUAAUUGUGUUCAAUGGCUUCGACAGAUGAUGUUUCCCGCAGCCGAGCAAAGCUGGAACGCUGUCCUCCAGGUCAUAAUGGUCGGGAUGUUGCCCUCAGCGAAUUGGCGGAGGUUCUCCGCGAUAGAUUCCGGAGAGAGCAUAACAUCGACGACUUGAACGGGGCGAUCACUUUGUGCCGCGACGCCUUGAAACUCCGACCAACUGGGAAUCACAAACGGCCCAUCUCUCUCAUCCAUCUGGCAGCCUGCCUUUCGAAAAGAUAUGAGAACCAGGGGGCAUCUGCUGACUUGGAAGAAGCCGUGACGCUUGGGCGUGCGGCGCUAGAGCUCCGUCCACCAGGGCAUCCCUAUCGUGCCUUUUCUCUCUACAAUCUCGCCUGUGACCUCAAGAAGAGGUUCCAGAAACUAAAUGACAUGCGCGACUUGGAUGAGGCGAUCGAGCUGCAUAGGGUAGCUUUGGAACUACGUCCCUCUGGACAUCUUCAUCGAUCUUCAUCGCUCCAUGAACUUGCUAUCUGUCUCUCGAAUAGACAUGACAAGCAGGGAGUAGUUGCCGACUUGGAAGAAGCGAUCACACUUGGACGUGCAGCACUAGAGCUCCGUCCACCAGGACAUCCCCAUCGUGGCAUACUUCUCCACAAUCUCGCUUGCGAUCUUAGGACGAGGUUCCAGAAACAAGCUAACGCACGCGACCUGGAGGAAGCGAUCGAACUGCAUCGUGCAGCUUUGGAACUACGUAUUGCGCAGAGGAACGGGAGAAACGAAGAGCAAUGGCAAGAACACUUGCCUUUUAUCAGAACGGUAGUAGACUUUGAAGUAAAGCUUGUGAUGCUUGAGGGGCUCAGUUGUUGAGUAGACAAG